AUGGUACUGAAGGAGGAAGUAUUCGAAAUGUGUAUGAGGGAACUGGGAAAAAUCAUUUGUGGUGGUGGCAAUGGUAGUGGUGGUGGUGGUGGUGGUGUUGCUGCUGCUAAUCAUCAAAAAGUGCAACUGACAAUGCAAAGAAAAACUCAAACUUGCUGCAUUACCUACCCUUCCAUGCCUCUGAAUGUUGAUGAUGAUGAUGAUGAUGAUAACGAAGACGAUAAUAAUGAUGAUAAUGAUGAUGAUGAUAAUAAUGAUGGUGAUAACGAUGAUGAUAAUGAUAGUAGUAAUGAUGAUAAUGAUGGUGAUGAUGUCCUCAGCUGCUAUGCCAUCAUAAUUCUUGUUGCACUUAUACUGCUCUAA
This is a messenger RNA of Loa loa (African eye worm), 363 nucleotides long. RefSeq lists its product as hypothetical. The transcript is spliced from 3 exons. Bases 1 to 363 code for a protein of 120 amino acids. NCBI's taxonomy places the organism in Eukaryota, Metazoa, Nematoda, Chromadorea, Rhabditida, Onchocercidae. The record is from RefSeq and is a predicted model, not a curated record.